GGGUCCACGACAAAACUUGGCCGUUUGUACUUACACACCAACACAACUAAACUGCUCAACUGUAUCAAUGUCCCAACCUACUUCUUUCUCCUUGGAUCAACCUUACACCGAAAUUAUCGUGGUGCGUCAUGGAGAAACAGCAUGGAAUGCAACCGGAAGAAUUCAAGGACAUAUGGAUGUUGAACUGAAUGAAGUUGGGAGGCAACAAGCAGCUUCAUUGGCUGAAAGACUAUCCCGAGUGCCUGAAAUAUCCGCCAUAUAUUCCUCUGAUUUAAAACGUGCUCUUGAAACUGCUGAGACGAUUGUUGCAACCUGUGGCAAGUUUGAGGUUAUAAAAGAUCCAGACUUGCGGGAACGACAUUUAGGGGAUGUUCAAGGUCUUCUGUUCCGUGAAGCAGCCAAAGUUUGUCCCCAGGCUUACCGAGCAUUUUCGUCUCGCCGGACCGAUCAAGUUAUACCUGGAGGUGGAGAAAGCUUAGACCAACUCUAUCAUCGUGCUACAUCUUCAUUACAGAGAAUUUGUCAGAAACAUACAGGGAAGCGAGUGGUUGUGGUCACUCAUGGAGGUGUCAUACGUGCGCUAUACAGGAGGGCUUGCUCGAGGAGGUUUCGGGGAAGUAUACUAAAUACCUCAGUGAACAUAAUUCAGAUAUCUGGUGAUGAUGUUUGGACCAUAAAAGCUUGGGGUGAUAUCGAUCAUCUCAACCAAACAGGACAUUCCAUGUCUGGUUUUGGGGUUAGUAAAACACCAUCUGUUGUUAGUCCUGUUCUUACUUGAAUGAGCAUUUUUCCCAUCUGGUGCUUCCAUGUCGAAUAAACUAGCAAUGUCUCUGAAACUUAUGAAAGAUUACAGCACUCUCAUUGGAUUCUAGAAUUAUUGUUCAAA
Messenger RNA from Gossypium raimondii (Peruvian cotton), 886 nucleotides. Its product is annotated as phosphoglycerate mutase-like protein 4. The transcript is spliced from 7 exons. Gene Ontology annotation, cellular component: cytoplasm; cytosol. The record is from RefSeq and is a predicted model, not a curated record. NCBI's taxonomy places the organism in Eukaryota, Viridiplantae, Streptophyta, Magnoliopsida, Malvales, Malvaceae. The coding region runs from base 68 to 778 and encodes 236 amino acids. Gene Ontology annotation, molecular function: phosphatase activity.